AACUUUUAUCUCGUCGUGUCCUGGGACCGCGUGUUCACUCAUUCACCGCGGCCAUCAACCACUGUCAUUCAUUUUAUUUUCAGCCUCGAACAGCCCUACUUUCGUUCUCCCAAUUCGGUCUCUACCGCGAUAGCCUCUUAACGCAUUGACUGCUGUCCUCACCAAUUAUUUUAGUACCACUACCUAUUUUCCUUCACAGUUCAGUCGAGAAACUCACCUCGCCGGAUCUGGCAUCACCGACUUUUUCUUCUCACCCUGAGACUGCCCAUCAACAAAACUGCUAGGAGUGGUUUCACUAUACAGCUGCCAGGAUCAGCUGUCAUCCUCUCGAAUUAUUCCCACCAAACUCUAGCCCAAUUUUCUUUUUCCGACUAUCCUCCAUCGCAGCUCUGGAGCGCCUCCUUCGUUUAUUCAAUACACGGGAAUUGUACAAUCAAACUCGCGAUCUUUCGUAUUGGUUUUUGACAGACGUCUGUCCAAUUGACCUACAGAUCGCCCAUUAUUCUCUGAUCCACAAUCAACGUACCUGGUUUACUUGACCGUUCAAAGAAUUCCCAAGAAGGAACUGGAAUACCCAACUUUCUACAAAAUUUCGAUCUUUUUUAUCUACAAUGUCUUCGACAGACAACCAACCCGCUGCUGCGGGCUCAACCACCGCCACUCCAACCAACUCAAUCCCGUCACCAUCUACUGCAAGCCCUCCGGCUUCCGCCCCGUCAGGCUCUGCCUCCCGCAGACCCCCGCGUAAGAGCACACUGACACAGCAGCAGAAAAAUCAGAAGCGACAACGCGCAACUCAGGAACAACUGGUUACCCUGGAACUGGAGUUUAACAAAAACCCAACCCCGACUGCGGCCGUCCGCGAACGAAUUGCACAGGAGAUCAACAUGACCGAAAGAUCAGUACAAAUUUGGUUUCAAAACCGACGAGCCAAAAUCAAAAUGAUUGCUAAGAAGAGCAUUGAGACCGGCGAAGAUUGCGAUUCCAUUCCUGAUUCAAUGCGCCAAUAUUUGGCAAUGCAUUUCGACCCCCACAAACCCGGUGCUCGGGAACUGUUCGGACGUGCCAAUGGACUUGGCGGUUUGAGUAAUGGCUACGGUGCGGAAACGGCUCCUGGAAAGAUAGUCAUUCAGCAUUUCACCUGCCGUACCCUCAGCAUUGGCAGUUGGCGACGUAUCGGACAAAAUGCUAUGGACUUGGUCAUCUUCUACUCCCCGGACAAGGCUACCAUGACUUACUACAUUAACAAUGAUUCGGCCGGGUACAAGAUUGAAUACCCGUUUUCGUAUAUCAAAAACGUGAUGCUGGAUAACGGCGACCCGACGCCGAAUGCAAAUGGUAUGCCUACACGACCCGGUGGCUUAGUUAUUGAAUUGAACCGGCCCCCUAUCUUCUGGAUGGAUUGUUCAAACUCGGGCGGUUUCUUCCAAUGCGGCGAUUUCACAGAAGACCAGCAAGCCAGUCGGGUCAUGACUCAUCAUCUGGGUGGCCACCCCAAAGUGUUGAGUGUUCAACUAGCCAAGCUCGUGUCUUUGGAGACUUUCCAGAACCGCUUGGACUUCAACUUUUCUGUUUCUGCGCCGAUCACUCCUCCUCAGGAUAUUCAUCGUCCCGCAUCUCAGCCUAACCGCUUCACCUUGGCUCAAAUGGGUAUGUAUCCCGAGUCACAUCUCAGUGUAAAUCACAUGCCUCGUGGUCACAAGCGUCAACGUAGUCGAUCAGUGCCGGCGGCAAUUGACUUGUCAUACUUGCACACGCCAAUUGCUCCUUUCCAUAUUCAGCAGCCUCCUGUAUCGCAUAUGACACCAAAUCCGAAUAUGUAUGCGCCUAUUCCUCAGAAUCCAAACGUCGUACAAGCACUAGGCAAUGAACUCCGAAUCGACACUGCUGCCACGUUUGGAGUUGAUCCUAGAUCUUAUCCAAUGUCCGCCACGACCAUGUCCGACUUUACUGGUGCUAGCCCGCAGUUUUACAGUGCUGCUCCCUCGACGGAAUCAUUAGCCAUAGCCAGUAACCCCGGAGACCAAUUUAACAUGUCGUAUGUAUCACCUUCGCCAAUGUUGAAUCAGUCAAAGAUUAUGGGCCAACCACCAACAUCCAUGGCAAAUUUCAAUCAUGCCGAUCCUCUGAUUGCCAACCAUUCGCCUCCCCUAUCGAAUUUGCCAAACACGUUAUCCAACGACAUGUACAAUUUUGGCGCCGAUCAGCAGCAAGGAUUAAGUGAAGAUGGGUUUGUUCUGAGUGAGAUGUAUGCGAAGCAUCACAUCAAUCAAUUUCCAGAUAACUCAGGCUUUGACUUUUCCAUGAACGGGAUAUCGGACACUCAGUCUCCCAUGGCAGGCGAUAUGCAUGGAUUUGAAAUGAUCCAGACCACGUCGGGUUGA
Molecule: messenger RNA, 2384 nt
Organism: Talaromyces stipitatus ATCC 10500
Lineage: Eukaryota; Fungi; Ascomycota; Eurotiomycetes; Eurotiales; Trichocomaceae
Product: homeobox transcription factor (RfeB), putative
Exons: 1
Coding region: 612-2384 (590 amino acids)
Biological process (GO): regulation of transcription by RNA polymerase II; cell differentiation
Molecular function (GO): RNA polymerase II cis-regulatory region sequence-specific DNA binding; DNA-binding transcription factor activity, RNA polymerase II-specific
Source: RefSeq, a predicted model, not a curated record